UCGAACUCAAAGCGUGUCGUGUCUGAUAUUGAGAGUUCAGGGAGUCCACCCUGUUGCAUGUCUUCGCGUUGGACUUCGAUGCCUUCUUCACACAGGUUUAGAUGGAGUGGCAGCCAGAUGAACACGGUCUCCAGCAGGUCCUUCAGCUCCUGAAGGACUCCCAGUCUCCAAACACUGCCACACAGAGAGCUGUGCAGCAGAAAUUGGAACAGCUAAAUCAGUUUCCUGACUUCAACAAUUAUCUCAUCUUUGUCCUCACAAGACUGAAAACUGAAGAUGAACCCACACGCUCUCUUAGCGGGUUGAUUCUGAAGAACAAUGUGAAAGCUCACUACCAGAACUUCCCCCAGGCAGUGGCUGACUUCAUCAAGCAGGAAUGCCUGAACAACAUUGGGGACCCAUCCCCCCUCAUCCGCGCCACUAUCGGGAUCCUCAUAACGACAAUCGCGUCAAAAGGAGAGCUGCAGACGUGGCCGGAGCUGCUCCCUCAGCUCUGCAACCUGCUCAACUCAGAGGAUUACAAUACCUGUGAGGGCUCAUUUGGAGCACUUCAGAAGAUCUGUGAAGAUUCCUCUGAGCUCCUGGACAGCGAUGCUCUCAACAGGCCCCUCAACAUCAUGAUCCCCAAAUUCCUCCAGUUCUUCAAGCACUGCAGUCCCAAGAUCAGGUCUCAUGCCAUUGCUUGUGUGAACCAGUUUAUCAUCAGCAGAGCACAAGCCCUGAUGGACAACAUUGACACCUUCAUUGAGAGUCUGUUUGCUCUGGCUGGGGAUGAAGACUCUGAGGUGAGGAAGAACGUGUGUCGAGCUCUGGUUAUGCUCCUGGAGGUUAGGAUCGACAGACUCAUCCCCCACAUGCACAGUAUCAUACAGUACAUGCUCCAGCGUACGCAGGACCCGGAUGAGAACGUGGCCUUGGAGGCCUGUGAGUUCUGGCUUACCUUGGCGGAGCAGCCCAUCUGUAAGGAGGUUCUGUCCGGACACCUCGUCCAACUGAUUCCAAUCCUUGUGAACGGGAUGAAGUACUCUGAGAUUGACAUCAUCCUGCUGAAGGGUGAUGUAGAGGAGGAUGAAGCUGUGCCAGACAGUGAGCAGGACAUCAAACCUCGAUUUCAUAAAUCACGCACAGUCACGCUGCAGCACGAGGGCGGAGAGGGAGAAGAGGGCGAGGACAUCGACGAGGAUGAUGACGACGACGAUGACACGCUGUCCGACUGGAACCUGCGUAAGUGUUCAGCGGCUGCCCUGGAUGUGUUAGCUAACGUAUUUCGGGAUGAACUGCUGCCCCACCUGUUGCCCCUGCUAAAAGGCCUGCUUUUCCACCCUGACUGGGUCAUUAAGGAGUCAGGCAUUCUUGUGCUGGGGGCCAUUGCUGAAGGUUGUAUGCAGUGUAUGGUCCCAUACCUUCCAGAGUUGAUUCCUCAUCUGAUCCAGUGUCUGUGUGAUAAGAAGGCUCUGGUGCGGUCCAUCGCCUGUUGGACUCUGAGUCGCUAUGCUCACUGGGUGGUUAGUCAGCCGCCUGACUCCUACCUCAAACCCCUCAUGACUGAACUGCUCAAACGCAUUCUGGAUGGAAACAAGAGGGUGCAGGAGGCUGCCUGCAGCGCAUUUGCCACUCUGGAGGAAGAGGCUUGCACAGAGCUGGUGCCAUAUCUGAGCUUUAUCCUGGACACCCUGGUGUUUGCAUUUGGGAAGUACCAGCACAAGAACCUGCUGAUCCUGUACGACGCCAUCGGAACGCUGGCCGACUCCGUGGGUCACCACCUCAACCAGCCUGAGUAUAUCCAGAAACUGAUGCCCCCUCUCAUUCAGAAAUGGAAUGAGCUGAAGGAUGAGGAUAAAGACCUUUUCCCCUUGCUGGAGUGUCUGUCAUCAGUUGCCACAGCGUUGCAGAGUGGUUUCCUGCCCUACUGUGAGCCUGUGUACCAGCGCUGUGUUACCCUGGUGCAGAAAACGCUUGCUCAGGCUAUGAUGUAUAACCAGCAUCCGGACCAGUAUGAAGCUCCUGAUAAAGACUUUAUGAUCGUGGCUUUGGACCUGCUCAGUGGACUGGCUGAAGGUCUUGGGGGCCACGUGGAACAGCUUGUUGCCCGUAGCAACAUCAUGACCCUGCUCUUCCAGUGCAUGCAGGAUACUAUGCCAGAGGUCAGACAGAGCUCUUUUGCUCUGUUGGGAGACCUUACCAAAGCCUGCUUCCUCCAUGUCAAACCAUGCAUUGCGGAGUUCAUGCCAAUACUGGGUAUCAACCUGAACCCAGAAUUCAUCUCUGUCUGCAAUAACGCCACCUGGGCCAUCGGGGAAAUCUCCAUGCAAAUGGGGAAAGCUGACAGGAAACAGGAAGUGGAUUGUAGAGGAGCGGAGAUGCAGCCCUAUGUGGGUCUGGUCCUUAAUCAUUUGGUGGAGAUAAUCAACAGACCCAAUACCCCCAAAACUCUGCUGGAGAACACAGCCAUUACCAUUGGCCGGCUCGGGUACGUGUGUCCCCAGGAGGUGGCGCCCAUGCUACAGCAGUUCAUUAGGCCGUGGUGUACGUCACUGAGAAACAUUCGGGACAACGAGGAGAAGGACUCUGCCUUCCGUGGCAUCUGUGUGAUGAUUGGUGUGAAUCCUGGUGGAGUGGUGCAGGAUUUCAUUUUCUUCUGUGAUGCUGUGGCGUCCUGGGUCAACCCCAAGGACGAUCUGAGAGACAUGUUCUAUAAGAUCCUGCAUGGCUUUAAGGACCAGGUCGGGGAGGACAACUGGCAGCAGUUCUCAGAGCAGUUUCCCCCUCUGCUGAAGGAGAGGCUGUCGGCCUGCUACGGCGUGUAGACCCCCCCUCCCACUGGCACAGGAUGUCUGUUAGGUAUAUCUACGGGAGGGUUACUGGGGAACUCGUCGAUGUCUGUGUAUUGCUCUGCCCUGGUCUUUUUUGGGGGGGGGGGUAGAUGGGCAUGACCAGCCUUGUGUCCCUUGGCGGACCCCCUGCACCCUGUGUCUCUGUGAGGGAGGGUGGGAGGGUAGAGGGGGGGGUGGGGAAAAAGGGGAACCAACCUCUGAAUCAACACCGCUGAUUCCAAUCGGACUCACUCAGAACGGGACAAAAAAAUUGGAGCGACGGGGAUCUAAACGGGAGGGAGGGAACAGUUAGGCUCUCCAGCCUUGAUUCCACAGCUCUCUGUAAACUUACAGAAGCGCUGUGACAAAGGGAUGGGGUAGGUAAGAUGUCAGAACGCAGCAACCAAUAAUCCAAUCUAGUCUAGCUCUGGGGCCUCAAUUACACGCUAAUAGCACAUAUUUGCUUUGUGUAGGGCGACGCGUCCAGGCAUGUACCAGGCAAGAGAGCUGCCUGGCCGACACCUUUGUACGUGCACAAGCAUACAUGUAUAAACUGAUAAUCUUAAGAGCCAUUGGAUGGAUAGUCUAUAAAAAUGUGUUGGAACUAUCCUGAAGGUUGACCAGAGAGGCGUGUAUAAAGUAACAAUAGGGAGUUAAGUAAUUGCACCUUUAUUACUCAGCAUUCAUAGACAUUAAGUGCUGUUCAUACUGGGGUCUGUCUUUUUCAACUAAUACUUUUUAGUUGACCAUUUUGUCUCUCAGUUAAUCUCUUGACUCUCUCUCCUCCUUCAGUUUCUGGAAGUUAUAGUAUAGGUUAUAGCAUUUUUUUUUCCCCCCAUAGGAAAAGUACAUUUCCUGUGUAGUCCCUUCCAGUUUUGCAGAAAUGUUCUCCCCCAAGAAGUGGUAAAGAGAGAGUUAAAUACUCUAUUUUCCUUUGCUAGCUCUGAUAACAAAAUGAAAGAGAGGUUUGCAUGGUGGUGAUCACCCUAGAGUUUAAGUCAUCUAUGCAUGUUUCUUUUCAACUUUCUGUGGAAGCUACUGGUCUAAGGAGACGGAUUUAUUUGGUCCUUGGUAAUAUUACACCUUAUCGUUACCUUUUCUCACAUUUAGAUGAGAGAGAUUUCUCAUGUUUAUUCUUAAUUUUCCACGUUAAAUACAAAUUCUAAUGUGCAAAAAAAAAAAAAAAA
Chanos chanos (milkfish) is the source of this 4000-nucleotide messenger RNA. RefSeq names its product transportin-2. The record is from RefSeq and is a predicted model, not a curated record. The transcript has 26 exons. Gene Ontology annotation, biological process: protein import into nucleus. Bases 102 to 2807 code for a protein of 901 amino acids. Gene Ontology annotation, molecular function: small GTPase binding. NCBI's taxonomy places the organism in Eukaryota, Metazoa, Chordata, Actinopteri, Gonorynchiformes, Chanidae.